Molecule: messenger RNA, 1555 nt
Organism: Coffea eugenioides
Lineage: Eukaryota; Viridiplantae; Streptophyta; Magnoliopsida; Gentianales; Rubiaceae
Product: E3 ubiquitin-protein ligase RING1-like
Exons: 2
Coding region: 69-1244 (391 amino acids)
Biological process (GO): protein ubiquitination
Cellular component (GO): cytoplasm
Molecular function (GO): ubiquitin protein ligase activity
Source: RefSeq, a predicted model, not a curated record
CUGAAAAUAAAUUUUUUUUUCUUUGACACAGAAUCUCUCUCACUCUUUUUCUUUCCUCGGAAAAGAAAAUGUCGUCGGCGGGAAUAUUUGGAGGCGGUGACCGCGGAGGAGCCGGUGGCGGCACGGCACCGCAAAAUUACUUCUGCUAUCAAUGCCAACGGACGGUAACUAUCUCUCCUUCACCUUCUCCGACCUCGGAACUAGUUUGCCCUAAUUGUCAUGGCGGAUUUCUAGAAGAAUCCGAAUCCGCCGACGAGCCACCAUCGCCUCCCGCCGUCGGUCCUGACCUAUUUUUCCCUCCUAUCUUCGGAGGCGGCGGUGGUGGAGGUGGGGGCGGAGGUGGGUUUCCGGUUAUUUUCUCCAGCUCUUCCGGCGGUGGUGGAGAGAUUGACCUAUCCGCCCUCUUCGGCGGGGCCGCGGGCCACCCUGCCCAAUCUCCAAAUGAGUUUAAUCCUUUCGCCUUUCUCAACAAUUAUCUCAAUAAUCUCCGCGCUGGCGGGGCGAAUAUCCAGGUUGUGUUUGACAACCCUGGAGGUGGUGUCGGGAUUGGCUUCGGCGGCGGCGGAGGACUUCCCGGGAAUUUUGGGGAUUAUUUUGUUGGACCGGGUCUGGAGCAGUUGAUUCAACAAUUAGCGGAGAAUGAUCCGAAUAGAUAUGGGACCCCGCCUGCGUCCAAGUCUGCUGUGGAAGGAUUGCCUACCGUAAAAAUGACAGAGGAGUUGUUGGCAUCGGAUUCUUCACAAUGUGCAGUUUGUAAGGACAGCUUUUUGCUUGAUGAGGAGGCAAAGCAGAUGCCUUGUAAGCAUAUAUACCAUUCGGAUUGUAUAUUACCGUGGUUGGAGUUGCAUAACUCUUGCCCGGUUUGUCGGUAUGAGUUGCCUACAGAUGACCCUGAUUAUGAAAGCCGAAGAAAUGGGCAGCAAGGUGGAAAUAAUAGUACUAGCAAUGUUAGAAGUUUUGGUAUUAAUAUUCGUACUGAUGAUAAUUUAGGUACAGGGUCUGGUGGUUUAAGUGGUGGUGCAGUGAACCAGGAAACUCCACAGACACCGAGGACGGUAGAGAGGAGGUUUAGGAUAUCAUUGCCAUGGCUGUUCAGAGGGUUUGGAUCCCCUGCAGAGACCAGCGGAAGUGGAGGAGCUGCAAAUAGUGAUGGAGGAAAUAAUGGUUCUCGUCAGAACAAUAACAAUAGUGGAGGGUCAAAUACGGAUUCUGGAGGACAAGCUAGAAUGGAGGAUCUUGAUUGAAGAGCAUCAUCAGGGUGCUGCAUGUACCGAGUUGAAAAUGGAUGGACUUUGUUAUACAAGGGAUUAGUCAUAGAUGCAACUUAGUGUAUGAUUGCAUAUUGUAAUAAUGAGGAAAUCUGAUGCCUUAUUGUUCUCUCUUCCAAAUGGACAUGUUGGAAUUUUUGUACAUCACCUUUUUGAAUUUUUUUUUGGGUACUUUUACGUUGUAUGUGUCAAUUUAUGGACAAAACCUGCAUUUAGACCGUAGAUAGUAGCGGCUUCCAUUUGAUGCUUGCGUAUAGGUAUGAUAUGAAUGUUGUUUAAUGCAAUGA